AUCAAAACUGUGUUUAAUAACUCAAAUCAUCGACCAAUGAGUGUCAUGAAUUACAGCCAGUCGACUAUUCGGGACAUCAACCGCAGGCUCAUUUACGACAGACUCAGGAAGGUCAGCAAUCCCUUCUCCAGGACCCCACUCAAGGCAGAUAAUAAAGAGUUUGAACAAUUAACAGCCAAUUUGGUCAAUUUUAAUGCCGUUCUCAAGAAUGGCCCCACUUCUAUUCAGUUCCCCGCCUCCCUCGAAAGGGAUAAGGCCCCCUUUCAAGGCACAUUCCUCACCGCAACCCCUCAUAAUGGCCAGACGGGCAGCAAAACUGGCCAAGAACCUACAAAGCCCAAGUCUGGCUCGAGGACACAUCCUGCCAAGGCCUCAGCAACCACAACUCUGUGGAAUAUGGAUAUUUGUUCAAUGCUGGGCACGUCCGACGAAAUACAACCCGAGCACGUUUCCCCAAAACCGAAAAUGGGGACUGAGAGGGCACCCCCGCCCAAGAAGGCAGUCCAUUCGAGGACUGAGACAAAAUGUGUCAAGACUGAUUAUUGUCCCAUCAAAGUGGAGGCGGCGAGAGGGGAGAGAUUCGGGGGAUAUGAGUCACUGGUGAGCAGACUGAAGAACAGGGGGCGAGGGGAGUUCAUAAACGGGGGGCCUGCGUGUGUUCCUGUGUGUCGGAGGGUGGAGAAGGUCAACUUUUACGGGGACUUGGCGGAGAAGCGACUGAACAGCCCUGCUUACCGUGAAUUCUACAGUGAGGCAGUGGGGAGUCUGCGGGACUGUCCAAUGGAGGAGGGGACGACCUGCGUGUUUGAGUUUGGCGGCCUGGUGCCCCCGCACGAGGAAGGUGUUGUGUGUGGUGAGUGUAGACGACUGCGGGGUGGAGAGACUGGUGGUGGCGCACUACCGGGAGAUGCAGUUCCCUGCCCUGCGGAGAGAGGAGGGAGUGUAUGUGCGACUGUCGGACAUGUCGAGUGACGCGGGGAAGGACACGCGGGGUCUGCAGAACAAGUGCAAGCGAAUGGACAUUGCUUUGUUGACAUGUACGGAUACUGAGCUUAACAUGCUCGUCCAUUUCGCCAACGUCCCUCAGACUAAGAGUCACCUCAUUAUAAGUCUGGUCGACGCACAGAGGCUGCUCGACUCGCUCUUUCUCGAAGGUCGUCGUAGGAGGA
Messenger RNA from Octopus sinensis (East Asian common octopus), 1169 nucleotides. RefSeq lists its product as uncharacterized. NCBI's taxonomy places the organism in Eukaryota, Metazoa, Mollusca, Cephalopoda, Octopoda, Octopodidae. The record is from RefSeq and is a predicted model, not a curated record. Bases 37 to 972 code for a protein of 311 amino acids. The transcript is spliced from 2 exons.